AUGAGCGAAAACGUUCAACAUUGUCUUAAUAACUUUACAGUUUACCAAAACUUUUUCUUGUUUCUUUUCAUCUCCGUAGAACCAAAACCGCUCGUCACAAUCGGCAGCUCAACCGAUUUAGACACUGAGAGCUUAGACGAAAUCAAUUUGAACACAAACAGCGACGAAACGCAAUCAGCAACCGACACCGCUGGGCUCAACGAUCCGAACGCAAACCAACUCUGGUCCGAGACGAACAAUCAGCCAUCCGAUUCAAUACUUACUCAGGCAGCGUCUUCCUUCUCUGCAUUGCCAUCGGUGGCUUCGAGUGUUUUAUCGACAUUUUCCAAACGAAUCUCUGAGUAUUCUGGCUCAAACAGUCGCGAAAGAACACCGACAAGUGACAACGGCACCUUAGCAUCACAGUUGGAUAUACAACCAACGUACUUGCAACAGCAAUUCCCGUCACCACCACAACAACAACAACAGCAACCAUCUGUUCAAAAACAAUAUCCGUACUAUAGCAACCUACAAGUAAACGCGCCACCUACAGUAGGGGCCGCCCAGCCUACUGGUAAUCCAGUACUCGAAGCAUCGGAGAGCCACGCAGCAUCACCACCAGAACCGCCCAAAUUCUACACACCCACGGAAUUUACAAAUCUGCCCACAGCUAAUGUACCGCCUCCACCGAUACCAGGUGGACAGAACACUUACCGUUUAGCGGCGAAGAAGAAGUUAUAUGCCCCCAUACCAGGACUAUCAGAACAACCAGCAGCCCCUGUUGCUCCGACCAUAGAUCCUUUAAGCUCGACAGCUCCUUUUCAGGGCGUACCACCGCUACCAACACAGACCACAUCGGUAACAGAUCCGUUUGGGUUUCCAACGCAGUCACUCAAGCAGGAAGAGCGUAAGACUGGUGGUCUCUUUGCAAACAUCAGCAAUCUGGUACCAAGUGGAGUGCUGCAAAAUAUCUCCGGUUUAGUACAAACAGCAGCAGAUACUUUUACGCAGGGCUCAAAUAAACAAUUCACUGAAGAGCAUUCACAACAACCAUACUACGGCUAUUCGGGUGCAUAUCAACAACUACCACUAGAGGUCGCAAGUGCUCCUGCAGGCCAAUAUUUUGCUACUAGCAUAGUGCCACCGCUGCCUUUCGCACCACAGUCCCACUCUGCCCUCUUAGAGGGAAACCCAUCGGCAUCUGAACUCUUUGCACCUAUACAGUUGCCACCUUCGCAACAAAGUGUUUCCCAAGGGCAAGCGCCAACAACACAGCAAACUUCAAAUUUAUUUGAACAGCGUCCGACACCGUCUCUGAGCCAGCCUGCGCCACCACCACCCACGUCGGGUUUUGUAGCUGCGCCACCGAAAAGCGUCCCGCCAGAGUCUAGCAAACAACGUCCAUCAGCCUCGACAACACCUAUUGCUUACUUUGAUCCCACAAAACAGACGUCUUCACUAGGUCCGCUAUUUGCGGGUGCGGAACAGCAAGAGGUCAACGCAGCACCACUCGCAGCCACUGGAAAGCCAUUUACACCAGCGGUGUUAUCGCCGCAAGAAAAUUAUCCAACAACAGCUACAGCGCCUUGUCCUUUAAACGAACCACAGAUACAGACCAAGCUUCUUACACCCGCAGAGGUGGUCCAGCAACCAUUUUCAACUGGUUUGCCAUUUAUCAAUCAAAAAGGUUUUGGUGCAAGUAACGCAGCACAUCUGCCACUAAUACCAGAAACAAGUAGCAAGGACGCUACAUGUCCUCCUCAAUCGACAAGUACUUUUUUACCACCGCCGACCCAACAAAUUGUUGUCGGUAAUCAGGCGCCUCUUCCUCCAACUACCGGCGGCUCGACUUCAUUUCGCUUGCAGAAGGGUACACGGCUCUAUAAGAGUCCUCUGACCACCGCGGAGACUGCGCCCGUCCACGUACAGCCGGAUAUAGUUCAGUCACUCGUACCACCUACAAGUUUAUUUAAUCCUUUUGGCUCGUCAGUGGCAGCAAGUGUGCCACAUCCUCUAGCUCCUUCUGCUACUCCAACUUUGGUGCCAAGUUAUUUCAUUGCUCAGCCAUCGCCCUAUUCGCCCGCAGUCAAGCAUUGGUUUUACAAGCGGCCGACGGGUAGCAACAAGUUCGUGUGGACACCAUUUAGUCACUAUGAUUCUGCUUUGUUAGAAACCACGUUAUCUAUGGGUGCCAAUUCUCCGAAUAUUGUCGCCGUCGAGGGUGGCCGCUAUGAUGUAAAUAUAAAGGAGCGUACCAAAACGGCUGUUUACUGGGAAUGUGCUCCCAUAGAGGUCAGACGUUGCUCAUGGUUCUAUAAAGGCACCGACUCCAAAAUGGUGCCUUAUGAAGAGUCAAUCGCUGAUCUACUUGAAUCCGAGUAUAAACAGGCAUUUGAUAGCGGAGAAUGGCAUAAGAAGAUCGUUUUGUCUAUGCAUGAGCAGGUGACAUUCCAUGGACCCACCGUUAUUGUACAUUUUCAGCAGCAACAGUCUACCGACGCUUGGGGCGGUACUUCACAAACAACAACACGACCUCGUGUGGUUAAGCGUGACCUUGACGAAUUCACAAUUGAACAGGGUGAAUCGGAGCGCGUCGAUCAUUUACUGCUGAUGGUACAUGGCAUUGGUUCGGCAUGCGAUUUGAAAAUGCGCAGCGUCGAUGAAGUUGUUGACGACUUUCGCAACAUUGCACAGGCUUUGGUUCAGUCACACUACAAAAAUUCAACUGAGAUGGGACUUGUAGGCCGCGUCGAAGUGCUGCCUAUUUCAUGGCAUAGCCACUUACAUUCAGAGGAAAUGGGCAUUGAUGAAAAACUGCGUUCAAUAACAUUGGAGUCAAUACCGAAAUUACGAAAUUUCACCAACGAUACACUGUUGGAUGUGCUCUUUUACACCAGUCCUAAAUAUUGUCAAAAGAUUAUGAACACAGUGGCUGCGUCUAUGAACGAAGUGUACAAUAAAUACCGCGAACGUCAUCCAGAAUUCAAUGGCGGUGUCUCAGUGGCAGGGCAUAGUUUGGGCUCGUUGAUACUUUUCGAUUUACUUUGUCACCAAAAAGCGCCGAAGGAAACCGAGGAACAGAAUUUAGAGAAUCCCGAUCAGCUCGGCACAAGCCCCAUGGACGUCAGCAAUGACGAUCUGAGCGUUACAAGCUAUACAAUGGGCCACGCUGGGACUGGUCAGCCAUUCAUACAUUAUCCACAGCUUAAUUUUGAACCGAAAAAAGUUUUCGCAUUGGGUUCGCCAAUCGGCAUGUUUGUCACCAUUCGCGGCAUUGAUAAGCUUGGCCUUGACUUUCGCCUGCCUACUUGUUCGGGCUUUUACAACAUAUUCCAUCCCUUCGAUCCAGUCGCUUAUCGCAUCGAAGCGCUGGUUAAUCCGGAUUUGAGCAAUGUGCGACCAGUACUGAUACCACAUCACAAGGGACGUAAACGUAUGCAUUUGGAGUUGAAAGAGACAAUGACUCGUGUGGGUGCUGACUUGAAACAACGGUUCUUGGAUACAUUCAAAAAUACGUUGGAAAGUGUUAAUUUUUUGGGAGGCUCGACGCGAACCAGCCGCGAUGCGGAGGAGAACAUGUCAAAGGAAGUUGAUAAGGUUUUAAGUAUGCAAAUAGAAGCAGAGAAACAACAAAAGCAAGCAGCAGUGCAGCCUAGUUUAUCCAGUGAGCCGGAUGCUGGCUCCACGCAAGCGAACACAGAACCGCCUCGUACACGUUCCGAUUCAGUGUCAACGUCGCAAUCUGAUUCCGAUUUGGUUGAAAUAGAUUUUCCUUUGGGUAAAUUGAAUGACUCCAAGCGCAUCGAUUAUGUUUUACAAGAAGCACCAUUGGAAUUCAUCAACGAGUACAUAUUCGCCAUGGGCGCGCAUGUUUGUUAUUGGGAAUCUGAAGACACGAUACUCUUUGUAAUGAAAGAAAUUUACACAGGACUGGGCAUUAGUCCGGAUAGCCAAGUGCCACAGCAGACAAUGACCAUAGAGCGGCCCAGCUCACAAAAUAGCAACACGCUAUCACCCAUCAAUGAGAAACGUUGAUAACCUGCGUAUAUAUGUACAUAGAUAUGUAUCCUGAAUUGAAAGCAAUUUUUCUCUGUAUUUAUUUGAUAGUAUAGAAGUGAGUCCUGGGCUCGAAUCGUAACAACCGUUCACGGAUCGACAACCAUACGAAAGAAAAUUACGUGAUACGUUCACAUACGAUAAUCCGAAAAAGGUGUUUUUACGUGACGAGUAAUACGAUAUCGUACGUGACGAUUCGAGUCCUGAUAGUUUAAAAGCAGGCACCUUAGUUGUUAAAGUCGCCAUUGCUAUAAUUCAGCACACAAGCUUCGCUUUAUCAUAAAUGUUUAUAUGUACGCCUGGAAAUAUGUAUUCAACAUAUAUGUUUGUGCACUGCGUCUAUUGUAUGAUGUGUAUGAAUUUGAGUCUUAUUAUAUAAUGGAAAAACUCUUAACAGAUUAAAACAAAUUUUUAUUAACGAAUCCAUAAUUUGUGUAAUGUUUAAGAUUUUUAUUUUAUGAUUACUAACACAGAUCUUUGUAUUAAUGCAAAUUUUGCUUUGAUUUAAUAAAAUAUAUACA
Messenger RNA from Rhagoletis zephyria (snowberry fruit fly), 4556 nucleotides. Its product is annotated as SEC23-interacting protein-like. Lineage: Eukaryota; Metazoa; Arthropoda; Insecta; Diptera; Tephritidae. Gene Ontology annotation, cellular component: COPII-coated ER to Golgi transport vesicle; cytoplasm. The record is from RefSeq and is a predicted model, not a curated record. Gene Ontology annotation, molecular function: metal ion binding; glycerophospholipase activity.